Octopus bimaculoides (California two-spot octopus) is the source of this 2271-nucleotide messenger RNA. Its product is annotated as seipin. NCBI's taxonomy places the organism in Eukaryota, Metazoa, Mollusca, Cephalopoda, Octopoda, Octopodidae. Gene Ontology annotation, cellular component: endoplasmic reticulum membrane. Gene Ontology annotation, biological process: lipid droplet organization; lipid storage. The record is from RefSeq and is a predicted model, not a curated record.
UUGACAGUCGCCACCAGAAGUCCUGUUGUUCGGUUGCAAUUAAUCGUCGGACGAAGAUUCUGCUCGCAACAACAACGGGGUUUUUUUUGGUUCUUUUCACCUCUGGACAGGAAAACAAACAAGGAAAACAGGAACAACACAUUUUGGAAGGUUUCUUUUUACCCUUAAUAAUACUUAUAAUCCGUAUUUUGUUCCGAGAGACCAGGAAAAAAUUUUGACGUUUCUAUCUCACAUGUGUCUUCGCUUUCGCUACUUUCAUUUUGUUGAUAUUAAUUGCUAUUAAUUGAUAUAAAUUGAGAUAAAUUGAUAUCUGAAUAUAUUAUUGUCAUUUUAAAUAUUUGUGUGACUUUAAAAAACUGUACAUGAACUCUAUCACAUCUUGGUGUGUGCUUCUAUAACAAUUUUCUUUGAUAUUCGAUCGUUUUACUCAUUCAUCUAUCGUCACCAGUCUCUUCAUUAAAAAGCAGCAAUAACGAAACUACUACAACUAAUAAUAAUAAUAAUAGUAAUAAUAUAUUUAUUUAUUUCUUUACUUUGCAUCCCGAAUCAACGAUGAUUGUGGAAUGGAGCCGGAUCCUCGUUAAUUGGAUGCAAGACACUGUGCGAUGGAUAUACCUGCAACUGAAGUACACCAUUUCCAAGAUUCUAAUUUCCAUCACCAUCUUCAUAGCUCUUCUAUGGGUAGCCCUGUUCGUCUAUGGCAGCUUCUAUUACGUCUACAUGCCGAGUGUGUCGCACGAACGUCCCUGUAACUUUGUGUUUGAUGUGUGCGACAACGGCGUCGGCGUGUGUUCGUUUCCCAAGGCCCGUGUCGAUCUUACGGACGAAAGCAAUCGUUACGUGCUCUCCUCCGGUCAGGCCUACAAAAUUAUGUUGGUUCUCGAAAUCCCCGAAUCCACAGUCAACCAGAAGACUGGUAUGUUUUUGGUGAAAGCCCAUUUCUACAACCAGUCCAAUCACUAUAUACAAUCGGCAGCGAAGACAACUAUGUUACGGUAUAGGUCGAGUUUAUUGCACACCAUGUCGACUCUCUUCUAUCUGCCGUUCCUCAUCACCGGGGCCAACGAAGAAAAGCAAAUUUUACACGUUGAACUGUUCUCCAAGUAUACAGAAGACCCGUACAACCGCGCAGUGGGAGUAGAUUUCUUAAUAUUACAUCGACACGUCCAACUGUAUUCGGCUGUUGUGAAGAUAUACGCCCAUUUCACGGGUUUGCGUUAUCUCAUGUUCAACUGGCCUGUAAGUUGUGCCGUGGCCGGCACAGGAAUCAUAUUGACUCUCCUAAUAUUGUGCGCACUCUUCGCCUGGUAUAAUUACUUCAACAGUGGUUACAUAUUGCAACCGAGUAGCCACAGGAUGUUGCUUGAAGAGCGCCGACGACACAUGCACGCUCGGCUUCUCCUCGAGGGCCGCCCCACACCGAAUCCUCAUACGUCGGUUCCGAACAUCGAUACGUCUCAGCGAGCAUUUCAAGUCAGUUCUGUUGAAUUGUCGACAGUUAGCAGAGAUUUGUCUGAGACUGUCCAUCGUGAACUUCCUCCAUCUGCUGAGUCUAUUGGUUCCACUGUAACAACUUUGUCUCUCCAUAAUGUAUCGUCAUCGUCUACAACUGGCUCCGCCGACGAAUGCACCACCACCAUCCAUUCCAACUCUUCAAACGACUUGGCAGAUGAAAAUACUUCUUGCUUCGGCAAUUCAGACCCUCAGAAAAAUGCUCGUUCCUCGAACGAAGGUGAUUUUGAACUUCGACAAAGACAUACAGCUUCGUCUCCUUAUUCUUCCAGUUGAUCUGGAGUUGGAAGGGGAUAUGGAGAAAAACAGUAAGAAACAAGAAGAGUAAAAAUAGAAAAAAUCUCCCUGGAAAAGACUGACAAAGGGGAAAAUUUCACACUUUCCUUUUGUUUUAGGAAGUUUGAAAAUUGCCUUUUUGGUUCAAAGAAGCCGAAAAAAAUUGAACAUUAAAAAUAAUUAUCGAAAAUUCCAGCUGGAAAGCAAAACAUUACAAAGAUCUGGUUAUUUAUUUUAUUAUAGAUUUAUGUUUAUAGUUUGUUUUCCUUUCUUCUUACCUUGUUUCUGUUGCUCUUUUCAUAAACACAUUUAUUGUGGUUUAAAACUGACGAACAAAACGGGUGAUGCUAGUUGAGCUGGCGAUUAAUUCAGUUGAUUAAAACCAUUUAACUUUUAUGAUGGUUUGGGGGGGGGAUGCUUGAACGGCGGCACAAUACCCCUAUUUCCUACACCUGUCAUGAAUGAAACAACAAAUUAAUCUUA